Molecule: messenger RNA, 874 nt
Organism: Triplophysa rosa
Lineage: Eukaryota; Metazoa; Chordata; Actinopteri; Cypriniformes; Nemacheilidae
Gene: phlda2
Product: pleckstrin homology-like domain, family A, member 2
Exons: 2
Coding region: 36-539 (167 amino acids)
Biological process (GO): positive regulation of apoptotic process
Molecular function (GO): phosphatidylinositol phosphate binding
Source: RefSeq, a predicted model, not a curated record
CGUCAGAUAAGUUCGGUCUGGAUUUUUACGCACGCAUGAAGAAGCGCGGUAUCACCCGGAGACUCCAAACGAGAUUAUACGAAGCUCUCGGACACUCGCGUUCUUGUUUUUCCCCACACAAAGCCAACAUGACGGGCUCAGAUAUUUCCCAAAUCCUGAAGGAAGGAGAGCUUGAGAAGAGAAGCGACAAUCUCCUCCAGUUCUGGAAGAGAAAGACGUGCGUCCUCACCACGGACAGCCUGAACAUCUACGCCGAUAACCAGAAGAAAAGCAAGAGCAAAGAGCUCAAGCUUCAGUCCAUUAAGAAGGUGGAUUGCGUGGAGCGCACUGGAAAGUUCGUGUACUUCACCAUCGUGACCACGGACAAUAAGGAGAUUGACUUCAGGUGCUCUGGAGAGGAGAACUGCUGGAAUGCGGUCAUUACUAUGGCUCUUAUUGACUUCCAGAACAGAAAAGCCAUUCAGGACUUUAAAACACGACAGGAAAUUGAGAACACAUCUUUGGGAAAGCAGGACAGAUGCAAAGCCAGAGCACCGUGAGAAGUUCAUCCAAGCCAUACAUGAGAUAAAGCUGACUGAAUGUGGAGAGAAGCUUGGACCAAAGCAAGGACAAUGACGGCAUGUCUGGAAACGGCCCAUGGGCUGGAGGAAUGGAUCAGUCCUUAAAACGCUCCCUGAAGCUCUUUGGAAACCUGAAAUGAUUUCAAUGAGAAACCCAUGAAAAGGACUGAAUUCUUGAACUUGCUUAACCGCGAGGCUUUGGAUACAUACUUGUAAAUUUCUCUAUUUAUUUUUCCAAAGGAAUGCUGCGAAUACCGAUGUUGUAUUAAGUUAUUUCAUUAUGUAUUUAUUUAAAUAAAUUUUCAUAAAACUAA